Phragmites australis (common reed) is the source of this 964-nucleotide messenger RNA. RefSeq lists its product as uncharacterized. The coding region runs from base 64 to 690 and encodes 208 amino acids. The transcript has a single exon. The record is from RefSeq and is a predicted model, not a curated record. NCBI's taxonomy places the organism in Eukaryota, Viridiplantae, Streptophyta, Magnoliopsida, Poales, Poaceae.
UCCAUUUUUUCCAAUUUCCACCCUCGCAUCCACCGCGCCGCCGAGAGAGAGGAAGGGUUUCCGAUGGAGAACGGCGAGGAGACGUUCGCCUCCCCUGCCGCCGCGGAGUUCGAGUUCGACCCGGCCGUCACCAACGGCGGGGGCCGCACCAAGCCCGGCGGCGCGGACGAGAUCAGCGCCCUCCGCGCGACGAAGCGCGACCUGGAGGAGAAGCUCGACGCCGUGGGCCACCAGAACCGCUUCCUGUCCUCGGAGUCCCGCCGCCUCGAGGUCCUCGUGUCCCAGGCCCGCGACGAGAUCGUCUCCUUCGAGCACGCCGCCGCUGCCAACGAGAACGAGGCCGCCACGCUCCGCGCCGAGGUCAAGCACCUCCAGGACCUCCUCGCCACCGAGAAGUCCAGCCACGAGGCGGAGAUGCGCAAGGGCGCGGGGCUCGGGGACCAGCUGCAGACCGUGUACCAGGAGAAGGUCGCCCUCGAGGAGGAGAUCGAGGCCCUGAAGGCUUCCGCCGCCGCCGCAGAGAAGGAGAAGGGGGAGGAGAAGGAGGAGGCGGAGGAGGAGUCGGCUGCUCCCUCGGCCGUGACGCCUAAGGAGGCGGUGGCGGCGUCUCCCGUGCUGAUGGCGGCCGCGGCUGCUGGUGCUGCUGCCACGGCCGCCAUCGCGGUGGUCUUGCUCAACCUCAAGAGGUAAUCUGGUGGUCCGAUAUGUGGGAAGUUUUGAUCUUCUGCUAUGGCCUAUAUGAGAAUGGAUUAUCCGUUUUGUGGUGUUACUAAUGACCGGUUGUAGUAUCUUUAGUAUUUCACUGGUUAGUAUAUUAGAGCAACGUAUAGUGUUGGGCCUUUAUCGCAAGUCCUUUUCCUUUCUGCAGACUGCAGUUUUCCAUGCUAAUAAGAGUUGUCAACACAAAGAGAGACUCUGUUAUUUUGAUGUUGCACCCUAAUUCUAGUUACUAUCACUUGGUUAA